AUGCAGGCGAAUGCUGCUUCUGGGAUGGCUGUGCAUGAUGACUGUAAGCUGAAGUUUUUGGAAUUAAAAUCAAAGAGCAAUUACAGAUACAUAAUUUUCAAAAUUGAGUCUCAACAAGUGGUGGUGGAGAAGCUUGGGGGCACUGAAGAAAGCUAUGAAGAUUUCACCAACUCUCUACCUGCAGAUGAAUGCCGCUAUACUGUCUUUGAUUUUGACUUCAUAACUACUGAAAAUUACCAGAAAAGCAAGAUUUUCUUUAUCGCUUGGUCUCCUGAUACAUCAAAGGUGAGGAUGAAGAUGGUAUACGCGAGCUCAAAGGACAUAUUCAAGAGAGAACUAGAUGGAAUUCAAGUUGAAUUGCAAGCAACGGAUCCUAGCGAAAUGAGCCUUGAAAUUAUAAAGUCGCGAGCACUUUGA
Nicotiana attenuata is the source of this 417-nucleotide messenger RNA. Its product is annotated as actin-depolymerizing factor 7-like. The record is from RefSeq and is a predicted model, not a curated record. Gene Ontology annotation, molecular function: actin filament binding. The transcript has 2 exons. The coding region runs from base 1 to 417 and encodes 138 amino acids. Lineage: Eukaryota; Viridiplantae; Streptophyta; Magnoliopsida; Solanales; Solanaceae. Gene Ontology annotation, cellular component: actin cytoskeleton; cytoplasm. Gene Ontology annotation, biological process: actin filament depolymerization.